Messenger RNA from Chelmon rostratus (copperband butterflyfish), 1147 nucleotides. RefSeq names its product glutathione peroxidase 8 (putative) (gene gpx8). Gene Ontology annotation, biological process: response to oxidative stress. Bases 31 to 663 code for a protein of 210 amino acids. Gene Ontology annotation, molecular function: glutathione peroxidase activity. NCBI's taxonomy places the organism in Eukaryota, Metazoa, Chordata, Actinopteri, Chaetodontiformes, Chaetodontidae. The transcript has 3 exons. The record is from RefSeq and is a predicted model, not a curated record.
CAGUCCUCGGUUCGUUCUUCCCCCUCCAAGAUGGAGGCCUUAGGGGGCUACCCUGCCAGGUCCUCCAACCCAAAAGCGAAGAAGUUGACGGUCCUGCUGAGCAUGACAGUCGGUGUGGGCUGUUUGUUCCUGCUGCAGACGCAGCUGCUGAAGCCGAGAAAACCUGCGGACUUUUAUUCUUUCGAGGUCAAAGACGCGAAGGGGAGGAUGGUUUCUCUGGAGAGGUACCGAGGAAAAGCGUCUUUGGUUGUAAACGUGGCGAGUCACAGCGAGCAGACGGAGGCGAACUACAGGUCUCUGCAGGCUCUGCACCGGGAGCUGGGCACCUCUCACUUCAACGUCCUGGCCUUCCCCUGCGGCCAGUUCGGGGACACAGAGACCGGGGCCAGUCGGGACAUCGAGGCUUUCGCCAAGUCCACCUACGGCGUCACUUUCCCCUUCUUCAGCAGGAUCAAAAUAAUGGGCUCAGAGGCGGACCCUGCCUUCAGGUUCCUCACAGAUUCUGUUAAGAAAAUCCCGAAGUGGAACUUCUGGAAGUUCCUGGUGAACCCAGAGGGGAAGGUGGUGCGGUUCUGGCGAACGGACGAGCCCAUGGAGAGCGUCCGGGACGAGGCUACGGCGCUGGUGCGAGAAAUCAUCCUGAAGAAGCGGGUGGAGCUAUGACAGAGCGUGUCGACUGACGCUUGGGGAUGCCUGUGGGAUGUCUGAGGAAUGACUGGACUCGUCAUGGCGAGCGUGGCCGCGUGACGUCUCGAUCCAGGAACACGCAGGACGUAGAGAUCCACUAGCUUUAGCCACAAAGGCCACGGGAGUCAGACUGUGUGUGUCUGUGUGUGUGUGUGUGGGAACCAUCCUGUGGUUAAUGAUGACAAUCAUGAUGAACUGUCCUGAUAAUGACCACUGCUGCAGCUGAAGGAUUGUUUAACCAUUGAAGUGUUGGAUUUCACGAGGCUUAGUCUGUACUUUGUACCAUCUAUUGCUAAUGUUUACAUUAAAAUCUGAUCUCUAAAGGUGAAGCAUAUCAUUUUGGCCCAUUUUGACUGAUUUGAGAGCAACGAUUAUUUCAUUUAAAGGUCCAGCCUUCCAGAAAUGGAAUAUAAUAUUCAUAAGUACUGACUCUAGAGUGCAGCUUUCUGUUUUUUUGUAU